UCUAGCUACCUUGGGAUGAUGCGCUCCGUAGCAUGUAGGGUGCUGGGUCCUUUCCUCUCUGUCGCAGAUUGCGGGCAGCGCCUGACUCAGAGCCUUGUUAACCAGUUUCUAGUCACCACACAAAGCAUUCAUCAAACUACCAGGGACACAAUGGAUCUGGUUGAAGCAGCGAAGGAAGCAGCGGCACAGAGGGCAGUUGACAACCACGUAAAAGACAAUUAUGUUGUGGGGAUUGGAAGCGGGAGCACAGUUGUUUAUGCUGUGGAGCACUUGGCAAAGAGAAUCAAAGAACGCGGUUGGAAGAUUGCCUGUGUGCCUACAUCAUUUCAGGCAAAAGAGCUGAUUAGGAAGCAUCGCUUGGUUUUGACAGAUCUUGAGGAACACCCCGAGAUCGAUGUAGCUAUCGAUGGUGCAGAUGAAGUGGACACCAACUUGACACUGAUUAAAGGAGGUGGUGGGUGUCUUGCCCAAGAAAAGGUUGUGGCUUCUUGUGCCAAAGAGUUCAUUGUGGUCGCUGAUUACAGGAAAGACUCUGCAACGUUAGGAGAAAAUUGGAAGAAAGGUAUUCCUGUUGAAGUGCUUCCAAUGGCUUAUGUACCUGCUCAAAAGAAAAUUGAAAAGCUCUUAGGUAACAAAGCAGAAUUGAGGCAAGCAGCAAAAAAAUGUGGGCCUGUUGUCACUGACAAUGGAAACUUCAUACUGGAAUGCAAGUUCAGCCCACAAAACAACUGGUCAGAGACAAACAUUGCACUGAAAAUGAUUCCUGGUGUUGUGGAGACAGGAAUCUUUGUUGGCAUGGCGUCGAAGGUUUACUAUGGCCUAAAUGACGGAACAGUGACAGAAAAGAUCCAGCCUUAGCUCUACCCUGGUUGUGUACCUGUGAACCCUGCUUCACAUUCUUGUAAAACUUGUUGAAAUGAGAGUUCUGAAAGUUAACAUCCAAUGCAUCAGUGUAUUUUUGAUGCCACAAAGCUCUUCAGAAGGGAAGUUGUUUCUGUUUUGUCUCUUCCGCAUGGUAUCGGUUGUAUUUCUUCUCAACAUACUCUGUGCAGUACAAGGCGUAGCACCUGUCUAUAUAUACAUACGUAUAUCUGCAAUAAAAGAAUUUCAUUUUUCA
Messenger RNA from Ornithodoros turicata, 1117 nucleotides. RefSeq names its product ribose-5-phosphate isomerase-like (gene Rpi). The record is from RefSeq and is a predicted model, not a curated record. Gene Ontology annotation, cellular component: intracellular membrane-bounded organelle. Lineage: Eukaryota; Metazoa; Arthropoda; Arachnida; Ixodida; Argasidae. Gene Ontology annotation, biological process: D-ribose metabolic process; pentose-phosphate shunt, non-oxidative branch. Gene Ontology annotation, molecular function: ribose-5-phosphate isomerase activity. The transcript has 8 exons. The coding region runs from base 16 to 858 and encodes 280 amino acids.